AGGGUGGAAUAAAGUUGGACGGCAGACACAGGGAAGUUGGUUUGUUGUGGGGGCGGAAUACAGCGAUAACACGUUAAUAUAAUUUCAAGCAAUGAAAUACCGAUAGAUAGAUAGAUAGAUAGAUAUAGAGAUAUAGAUGCUCCCCCAAUGUGUGUAUGGCGUUGUUUGUGUUAGAAGCGUCUUUUGGAAUGCAUCCAGACUCCAGCAUAGCACCAUAUACCGGGCGAGGGAAGGCGAGAGAUUGAUUACAUCGAAGGAGGAGGAGGAGGAAGAGGAGGAGGAGGAGGAGCUCCACAGCAAACCCCCCUCCGAGCGGCUCACCUUAUACAGAGCAAGCAUGGCAGGCGACAGCGAGCAGCGGCUGGAAGACCAUGCCGAAAAUGACCACGCAAACAGGCAGCCGUUCCUCAUCGGAGUCGCCGGAGGCACUGCUAGUGGCAAGUCGUCGGUGUGCGGGAAGAUCAUGGAGCUGCUGGGUCAGAAUGAGAUUGACCACCACCAGAGACAGGUGGCCAUCCUGAGCCAGGACAGCUUCUACAGGGUGCUGACCGCAGAGCAGAAGGCCAAGGCUCUCAAGGGCCAGUUCAACUUUGACCACCCAGAUGCUUUUGACAACGAGUUGAUUCUGAAGACCCUCCGGGAAAUCGUGGAGGGGAAAACAGUUCAGAUCCCAGUAUAUGACUUCGUCACCCAUUCCAGGAAGGAGGAGACGGUGACGGUGUACCCGGCUGACGUGGUUCUGUUCGAGGGGAUCCUUAUGUUUUACUCCCAGGAGAUCCGGGACCUGUUUCAGAUGAAGCUCUUUGUGGACACGGACGCAGACACCCGGCUCUCCAGGAGAGUGCUCCGGGACAUUAGCGAGCGAGCCAGAGAUCUGGAGCAGGUCCUCACGCAGUACAUCACCUUCGUCAAGCCUGCCUUCGAGGAGUUCUGUCUGCCAACAAAGAAGUACGCUGACGUCAUCAUCCCACGAGGAGCUGAUAACCUUGUUGCCAUAAACUUGAUUGUGCAGCACAUCCAGGACAUUUUGAACGGGGGGCUGACGAAACGACAGAACGGCUGUUUAAAUGGCUACAGCACCCCACGCAAGAGACAGCCAUCGGAGUCUAGCAGCCGGCCACACUGACCCCCUUCCUGGCACGAGAGAGAACAAGGGAAGUGUUUCGUUGUAUGUACUGCCAGUCAACCGCACUGUAUUUAAUGAGAAAACAAAGCCGACACACAUCAAUGCCUUUCUUUUGUACUAUAAACUUUAAUGCUUGAAAAGUCCUAAUAGUGGGACAGCUGCAGGUGAGUGGGUAAAGUUCCUUCUCCUGUUUUUUGGUUGGGUUACUGUAAACAAAUUAAACAAAGUGGUGGCGUUUAAUAGAAAUCGGCUGUUAAGUAUUUGAGUACGGUAAAUAGUGUUUGCAUUGGGGGGGGGGGGGGGGUGGUCUUUAAGGCAGUGCCGUUUCCAUGAAUGCAAAACAUUUGGACUAAAGGCGGUGCUAAAAUCCCUGCUUUGCAUUUCAGACGACUGGGCUGGUUGUGUAUUAUCUAAAAGAAAAAAAGGUUCCACUAUGAACACUAAUGCAGCUGGGAAUUCUUUCUUGCAGGGCUGUGCUUGCCUAUCGUUUUUGCUUUUUUAUUUUUUGAUCUAUCAUUUUUUAUAAUUAUUGAUCAUGGCCGAUUUGCAUAGAAUGAAUUGGUUCUUGGUUACAGUGAUCUAACAGGAGAAGAGAGACUUGUUUAAAAACCUGCAUUUAAAAUAACUAAUAUAUUUUACUUUCUACUGGACCUGCUUGGUCAAUGCUAUACAAAACACCUCGCUUCCUCUGUGUGGUCGUCUUUAUUCCUGAGGCUGUUUGUUUGAGCCACAUGAAACAAACCACAGACCCUGCUGAAAGUUCUGCUUGCUGAUUUUAGCCUUUUACAGUAGAAUUCAGCGCUCCUGCACAAUCUUCUGGACUUUUCACUCCACCUCUGCCUCCCCAUGCAAGUGAAACCCAGGAGGCCUGUUUCUGUGGGGACCCCCACUUCCCAAAGACCCUGACUCAAUCUGGAGCUGCUAGGUCCUGGCAGGCUUCUGUCAGACACCCCGAUGCUUGAUCUGCUGCUAUAAAACCAGUUACAGUGCGGAAACGGACUGCUUCUCUACACAGUUUAAUAAAAUGUAUUUCUAUGCUGUGUUAAAGUGAGAUGGUGAUUGUGUGGAAUUCUUUGCCAUUGUAUUCUUGUCCAGAGGUUGGCAUAAACCCUUCUACAGAACCCCUCCUAAUCCUGGUCCUGUCCCACGUUCCGUGUGUUCGUUUGGAGCGCACACACCCUCCUGCAUUGGUGGAACACCUUGUUAGUUAUAUAGUUUCCUAAAGGAACCUUUUGCUUUUAAAAUGUUAAACUCACAAGGAGUGAUUUCCAGUCAUUUAAUGUUGCUGUAACAUGGGAUGGGCCAAUCCCAAGGUAGUCUGAGAUCUGUACUGUUGAACACUGGGACAUAUCAACCUACCACACAGUUCAUGGUGCAUUUCUAAGAUUCAUGCUGAUCAAGUUGUGUAAAAGCAGGCAUGUUUCCAAAACAAUGUGAGGGCCCCUCAGCUGAACUGAUCUUUGGGGGUCCCUCCCGGCUCCAGCUGCUGUGAGACCACUGACCGCUGAGCUUUCUGUGUCCUGGAGUAUGAAUAUACUGUGUAAUACCAUGCCCUGUACGCCCACCUACACAGAGAGCCUACAGUCCCUGCAUCUGAGAACGGCAGGAAUGUUUGAGGAGCACCUGGAUGAAUCCCUAUUGAGCGAGCUCCACACUGCAAAGGCGUUAGUUUACUAGUAUUGCAGGGAAAGAUGCAGGCGCUGUUUUGUUUGGUACAGUCUUGGAUACAGGCUUUUUUUUUUGUAAUCAUUUAAGAUUCAUGGGCAGUGUUACUGAGAGCAGAGAGGUACACCUGGCUUCUUGUAAGAUGAACAAAAGUGAAUCUAAUAAAGACUGUCCUUGAUUUUCAUGUAGAUGCAGCAGUGGAUGACUAAUUUAUUUAUUUAUUUUUUUAAUUCCUGUCUUUUUUCCAAUAGUUGCCAAACAAUUCCGAAUCCAAGGUUGCAAUGCAUAUCAAGGUGUGUGCUUGUAUAUGAAAUACACUAACAUUACACAGUAUAUAUUGCCAAUAUAGAUUUGUGUGUAUAAAUGGUCUUUGCUACAACUGUACUGCUGUACUAUUUUUAAAAAAUCCUGCUUUAAAACCUUGUAGUUAACUUUAACACUUCUAUUUUAAUAGGCAGCGGUCCACUGUCCCGAACCAACUGUAAGACAAAUGCAGUAUUUGUGCAUAUAUAUAUAUAUAUAUAUAUAUAUACAUAUACAUACACUGAGCCACACGUGCCUGUGUGCACCUUUUUAUAUGGACUCCUGUAAAUGUGUGUACAUAUGCAUAUACAUUAAUGACAAGUGUGGGUAUAUUUGUAUAUGUAAGUGUAUUGAUGCUCCAUGGAAAAGUGGCUUCUUUACAGCGUGUAGUGGGACUGGUGUCCAGUUCCCAGCCCAGCAGCAGCUGCUUCUGAUCUGCACGAACGCAGACUGCCUCAUUACCAUCCUGCAGCCUCCCCUGUAUCCAAUGCUGCGUUACCCUGGGUGUGCUUGUUCAACGUCUUCUGGUUAGCCUCUUAAAGGAGUCCGUUGUGUCCACUGCUGCCCUUUCUGAGGAAUCUUUUUUAUGCAACUUCACCCCUGUAUGUGUGGCAUUAGACCCAUCGGGAUUAGAUUUAGAUGCUGUAGCUGUCCCUGUGUGGAACGGGCAAAUGCCUUGACCCGCUGUGGUGGCACCCCCUGCAAAUUGUGUCCUUCGAGCUGGGAAGUGCAUUUUGAAGUAAUAAGUGGGAUAUCGGAUGGUGACUGGUAGAGAGCUGCAGUGUGUUCAGAGGGAGCUGCUGGGGACAGUCCUCGGAAGAGCUUGGUAGCAGAGCGCUCUCUGCAGCAAUGUGUUUCUGUACCCACUCUACCGCAGGCUUGCUCAAGUAUUGCCUUGUAUUACCUUGAUCCAUGUAGUUAUGCAGGCAUGCAAAGUGCUGGUCUAUGCCUUGUCUUCAUGCUAUCUGCCUCAUUUAACCCCUUACCCUUGUAUUAUAGUGUAAAUGAUCAUAGAUGUUUAAGAAUGGCACAUGCAGGGAGCAAAACUGUACCAUGUUGUGUAAUUAUAAAAUAAAGAUUUUCAAUGAA
Acipenser ruthenus (sterlet) is the source of this 4183-nucleotide messenger RNA. Its product is annotated as uridine-cytidine kinase 2-A. The record is from RefSeq and is a predicted model, not a curated record. Gene Ontology annotation, molecular function: ATP binding; kinase activity. Gene Ontology annotation, cellular component: cytoplasm; cytosol. The transcript has 7 exons. The coding region runs from base 137 to 1126 and encodes 329 amino acids. Lineage: Eukaryota; Metazoa; Chordata; Actinopteri; Acipenseriformes; Acipenseridae.